CUCAGUAGUUUUUAACUUUAUUGGAGCCUCUCUUGCUAUUGGCAGGAACACAUUGCUGCCCAGAACAGAAUGUGCUUGUCGACGGUUAAGGACGAUCUUCGUCUUCGUCUUGGGACGCUUAACUUCUCUUUUCCACAACAGCAAUCUAAAUGACUUCAAUACAUUUUGGAGCAAACUUGAAGUUAAAAUCUGCAAAUUAUUGUAUAAUUAUUUAUGUGCAAGGUUAGUGAAUGAGAGGGUAACAACUUUGUUUUCACGAUGUAUAAGUAAAUGCUAAGUAUUUCAUUUAUCUCUGAGCGAAUUUAAGAAUCACAGGACAAAGUUAUGUUUCCACUGGGCAACACGACAGGAAAAGUGGAAAAGAAAACUGUGUUGUUUCUAAACAAAAUUAUUCAUAUUGUCAUUAAUUUUAAAAAUUGUAAUAUAUUUACAAAAGUGACAUUGCUGCAACUAAUACUUCACAGUUUUAUGUUAUGUCUGUUUUUCUUAAAUUAUUAAUCAAUAAUGGACUGUAAAAUAAUUAUUUAUCAUCCAGUUUAAGUGCUUUUUCACAGCAUAGCUGGACAUAAAGGCUCAUUCUGCUGGUAUCCUGGUAGCACCUUUUGAUUUCUUACUAUAUUCUGGGUAAUUUUGUAAUGAAAGUAAUUAGAGUGUGAUUAAGUUCUAGGUACCCCUAAACGUAGAUAUGUUACCCCUUUGUUUCCUGUACCUGUGCAGUUGUUCCUUCAUACUUCAUAUGCACAAAAUAUUUACGCUGUAACCUGUGGACAGGCCUGUAAAUGUUUUGUAUUAGACUGACAGAGCUCGAGACCAGUUUCACAGCUGUUUGUGUAUAUGUGCGUGUGUUGUGCUGUGACGUAAGAAGCCGAUAACAUGAGCUCACUGAGACCCAUAAGUUGUCACCCCUACCUAAUUUUAGAUUUGUGUCUCUAGUUCUGCAGUCAACAGUGACAACACAUGACCUUAAGCCUGUGUGGUCUCACAAAGCAUUGGUCACGCUUGCCCCCCCUCCUCCAGUCAAGCUCAGCCAAUGAGAUUAAAGCACUGCACAAGAGAAGAGUUGCAUUAAGGAUCAAAACAUAAGGAACAGUGCUUCUUACAAUUUUACAAAAGUUGUGGGUUUAGUACUGAACAGGAAAUUGGUUGAAGAGGAGCUGUGAAGACAGAAGAACUCGGUGUUUAAGAUUUCCUUUUGCAAAUGCUCCUGCAGUCUAAAUCAAUGAAAGCUCAAGACUGACAUUUGAACCUUGAUUUGUUGCUGCUCACAACAUCAGGUCGAACAUGGGUCGCUACCUCAGCACUAACUUGUGUUCAAAUUCUUUGAACAAGACUCUGAGGUCGUACUGUAAAAUUAGGUACCUAAUGAGCCUUCUCAGAAAGUACCCUCAUCUGGCUAAAGCACCACUUGGCCUGGACCUCCACAGAAACACACUGCUGUCACCACCUCAUCUUUCCAGAUUUACCAGAAAAUCUACUUUUAAAAUUUUAAACUACUGUGAUACAAGUUCUACCUCUUAUCACUUAAUCAGAAAUUCUAUAAAAGGAGGGAAACAUCUCCAGGUUGUGCGUUUUUACUCAUCUUCCAACAGGAAUACAUUCAAAACUGAAGCUCCCAUUGGGAUUUUCAAAGAGGCUCAGUACAGUUUUAACUUGAACUCACUGGGAGGACGUUUUGGUCAGUCAUUUAACCGAUUGUCAAAACACAUUAAUGUUUAUUUCAAGAGAAAGGACAUUGUACCUCUCGUUGAAAGUGCCUGUCGUGUUGUCACAACUCCAGACUAUCUUGGCAGGUCACAGAGGCGUAGUCAAAGUCAUCAGGCAACCACAGAGAGACAAAUAUCUGAGGGCCAGAAUGCAACACAGUCCUUCAAGUGCAAAGACAAACAGGAGAACUCAGGAAUAAGUCUGUCAACACAGGGAAGUUCUGGGCUGCAACUAUUUCACAUCAGCUCUUUGGCAACAACAUUUGGUGAGAGCUACAGUUAUGUUGCUAAUCACAUUAACUCAGUCUUUUCUCGCGGCUUUGCAAAAGGUUCAAUGCAGGACAAUCUGGAAAUGAUGUCUUCCACUAGAGCGGCACACAGGAGGCAGAAAAGGAGAAAAAUGAAAAACACUGGCAUCAUGAACUCCAAAGAAACUGAAAGGUCUCAUGUAAAAUCUGGUGGUGAUCAGACAGGAAUGGAAUCUAACAAUAUCUCCAACAGAUGGGAGGAGGGCUACCUUCACUUUGCAAGACACAUCAACAAAUACUUCGGUGCCAAAGUAACCGAUGAAGCUUCCCAGGAUCAGCCCAAGAGAGAACAACUUGUGAAAACUGUGGAAAAGUCUUCUGAAAACCACUUCCCAAAACAAUCUACCUCACAAACUCAAGGUGCCACGCUGCAGCCAAAACAAGAAAUUAAAGGCCUUUUCCACAGCAGCAGUAAUGCCACCAGCUUUGGGGAGAACUAUUUCCAAAUGGCUGGUCACAUCAAUCAGUAUUUCAAAGGACAAAGUGAAUUGGAUGAAGACACUGAUAGAAAUCUCCUUGUAGCGAUGAACUCUGAUUCUGCCCCCUCUGAGAAGACUGUAUCCUUUAUGGACUGCCUUCGCCAUCCCACAAGUGCCAUCCCUGACUUGCUUGGUGCUUAUCUGAAGGUGGGCCCCUUGACCCAGACUAGUAAGCCCAAACAUGCCAAAGCAUCACCAGAGGCAGUAUUGAAUAGGAAGGUUGUCUUGAGUCAGAGGCAGGCAGAGGAAGUGACUCGAGGGUUGAAGGGCAGUCUGGUACAGGCUUCAUCUCCAGAAGCCCUGACUGCCUGUGUGGAGGCUCUCAAUGAACACCUUAUCCGUUACCCAUCAUGCAAAGCUCUAAUGUGGCAGGAGAAAACUGCAGUCACAUUGUUGAGAAAGCGUCGAAUCUACAGAGAUAACCAGGUGCUUCAGAGCACCUUAAGAGAAACACUGGCUCUGAUUGGCUACAUGGAUCCAGUCAAAGGUCGUGGAAUCAGAGUGCUCUCAAUUGAUGGUGGUGGCACAAGAGGUGUGGUCCCUUUGCAAAUGUUAAAGCUACUGGAAGCUGAAACAGGCAAGAAGAUCCACCAGCUGUUUGACUACAUCUGUGGUGUGAGCACAGGUGCUGUUCUGGCCUUCAUGCUGGGUCUGGCCCAUUUUUCUCUUGAGGAGUGUGCUGACAUGUAUCGCCGUUUUGGCUCUGAGGUUUUUCGACAGAACCCUCUGGUUGGCACAGUGAAGAUGGGCUGGAGUCACUCUUACUAUGACACUGAGACCUGGGAGGCGAUAUUACAGGAAAAGCUGGGGCAUAAAGUGCUUAUUAAAACAGCCAGGGAUGAGUUUAGUCCCAAGGUUUCAGCAGUCAGCGCUGUGGUAAACUGGGGCACCAGUCCAAAGGCCUUCGUCUUCCGCAACUACAACCACAAACCAGGCUCUCUCAGCCGCUAUGCAGGAGCCUCAGGCUGCCAGAUGUGGCAGGCAGUGAGAGCAUCAUCAGCUGCUCCAGGAUACUUUCAGGAGUUCCCCUUACAAAGUGACAUUCACCAGGACGGAGGAAUAAUCCUGAACAAUCCCUGCGCCUUGGCUGUUCACGAGAGUCGUCUAUUGUGGCCCAACCAGCCCUUCCAGUGUGUGUUGUCUCUUGGCACUGGUCGCUAUGACAACGCUAAGAGGGCACCUGUCACCUCCACCAGCCUCAGGGCCAAAAUCAGCAACCUGAUCAGCAGUGCUACCGACACUGAAGGGGUUCACACCCUCUUGGACGAGCUACUUCCUCCGGACGUGUACUUCCGCUUCAACCCCAUGUUAAGUGCUGUGGUGUCCCUGGACGAGAGCCGCCCACAGGCCCUGGACCAGCUGCAGAGAGACACCCAGAACUACCUGGAGAGAAACCGUCCCAAACUGGCCAGGCUCUGUUUGGUGCUGGGAGCAGAGCGUUCAGCUGUUAGCAGGACUAAGGACUGGAUGAGUGAGAGGGCCUGGGAGAUGAAGCAAAGAUGGGUGUGAGUAGGUUCAGUAUGAGGCAUGUCUACUCACAGAUGCAGGUUGUGGACAAAAUAAGAUAAAGACCUCUAAAGUACGACAACCCUGUCGUAAAAUGCAUAAUUCAUUUGUCUGUUCAUUAGUCUACGACUUUUGUCCAGCCUAAUUCGACUUUUCAUUUAGGGCUGAGCCUUUUGUUUUUAAAUUUUGAGUGACAUGGUGAUGUGGUGAUGCUACUUAGAUGAUUAACGACACUCAUCAGUGUCAGGGACGGUCGAAGGAUCACCGUUUCUAUAAGGUCUUUUUCAGGUCAAUAUUAGACAACUUCCCAAGCGAAAAAGACGCUUCAUCGGAUUUGUCAAGGCUGCUGUAACAUAAGAUGUGUCUGCUGUUUUGUCCACUUCCUGUUUUACAUAUACUGCAUGCUGAUCAGUAAUUGCCAACAUGCCUCACUUUUACUUAAAUCAUUUUGUUAGUUGAUUUUGUUGACAUACACUUGCAGGACAAAUACGCACAGUCAUGAUUUGUGUAAUGCAUGUGACCUAAUUUACUAUAUGAUUAUUGCUUUGAAAAAUGUUGAUGGUAAUAUAAGCUAUUUAUCAUACAUUCAUGUGACACUACAGAUGAUGUAUAUUAUUACUGAAUAUUUGUUUUGAAUACAUUUUUAUUCAAAAUAUAUUGCAAACUUUUCCCCUGAGCACAUAAACAAUAUUGUAUUUUCUCCUGAAAACCAUCCCACCACCUUUUGUAACACCCAAUAAAUAAAUCAUCCUGGUCUCGACAAA
Messenger RNA from Scatophagus argus, 4760 nucleotides. Its product is annotated as calcium-independent phospholipase A2-gamma-like. Gene Ontology annotation, biological process: arachidonate metabolic process. The record is from RefSeq and is a predicted model, not a curated record. NCBI's taxonomy places the organism in Eukaryota, Metazoa, Chordata, Actinopteri, Scatophagidae. The transcript is spliced from 9 exons. The coding region runs from base 1282 to 3999 and encodes 905 amino acids. Gene Ontology annotation, cellular component: membrane.